Lathyrus oleraceus (garden pea) is the source of this 2214-nucleotide messenger RNA. RefSeq lists its product as uncharacterized. The record is from RefSeq and is a predicted model, not a curated record. The transcript has 7 exons. Bases 98 to 1948 code for a protein of 616 amino acids. Gene Ontology annotation, biological process: protein ubiquitination. Lineage: Eukaryota; Viridiplantae; Streptophyta; Magnoliopsida; Fabales; Fabaceae. Gene Ontology annotation, molecular function: ubiquitin-protein transferase activity; zinc ion binding; protein binding.
AUCUCCGUCAAAGUGAUUUUGAAACUUAAUUAACUGCGGAAAAUUGUGAAGAAAUUGAGGUACGAGGCGAAUUAAUUUCAAUUCAAUUCCAUCAAACAUGAAUGGGAGGCACCACCGCCAACAAAUUUCCGCCACCGCAAAGCCGCAACAACGACACCGUGCCAAAUCGAAUUUCCGCUACGUCGAAAAAUCCGAACUUAGUUCUUCAUCCAACUCUAUGGCGGUUGAAGAACGAGUUUCCCCUGAAGAUGUUGAUGUCAACGGCAAUAACAGCAACAAUAACAAUGCUGCCGAUGACGUGGCUAGUUCAAGCACGGCCAAAGAAGGUGGUGACGAUGAUGAUAUUGAUCUUAUUAUCGAUAACAGGCUUGAUAAGUUGCUAAGUGAUGUUCAAGAACCUGAAUUGUCCAUUGAAGAGAUCGCGAACAAUGAUCAAUUGCAGCAAGAUGAGUUACUUGUGGUGGAGUCAAUUUAUGGAGAAAAUGUUUUCAGCCUUGAUACAUGGAAAGGCUUGCGUUGUUUUCAGAUACAUAUAAACAUUGAUAUUUUGGAUGAAAUAGGCAUUACUGCUAAGGUGAACUCUGAUAGUGAAGUUGAAAGUAUAAGCGGCAAUUCAGAUGAUUUCUUAUACUCUUUCAAAGUUAAAUAUCUUCCACCGAUUGUUUUGACGUGUUUAUUACCUAAGUCAUAUCCGAGCCACCAAUCACCUAUAUUUACAAUCUCUGUGAAGUGGUUAGAAUCUGCCAAGAUUUUAAGUUUAUGUUCCAAGUUGGAUUCAAUAUGGACAGAACAGCAAGGGCAGGAAGUAAUUUACCAGUGGGUAGACUGGUUACAUAGUUCUUCUCUUUCACAUUUGGGAUUCGAUCAGGAGAUUAGACUAGGUCCUUAUGGCCUGAAUUGUGUCGCGGACUCACGUGUGGUUUCGGGAAUUGGAUGCAUUGAUAAUGAUAUUCCUUUUUUACAAAGCUACAAUAAUGAGAGACGCCAUCAGAACUUCCUUAAAGAAUUGCAUGAAUGUUGCAUUUGCUAUAGUGAAUAUCCAGGUACCGAAUUCGUCCAAUUACCAUGUAAACAUUUUUUUUGCCGCAAAUGCGUGAGGACCUUUACCCAAAUUCACGUAAAAGAAGGCAACAUUAGUAAUCUUCAAUGUCUGGAUGCAAAAUGCAAGGACAUGAUUCCACCUAGCCUUUUAAAACAUUUUCUUGGCGACGAAGAUUACGAACGUUGGGAAUCGGUGAUGUUAGAGAAAACACUUGCAUCAAUGUCUGAUGUUGUUUAUUGCCCGAGAUGCGAAACACCCUGCAUAGAGGAUGAAGACCAACAUGCUCAGUGCCCAAACUGCUUUUUUAGCUUUUGUACUCUUUGCAGGGAACGACGCCAUGUUGGCAUAGAAUGCUUGACACUAGAUUUGAAGCUUCAACUUCUGCAGGAUCGUCAAAAUUCAUCCCAAUUAAAGGGAAAUCAAAGGCGUCUUGAACUUGAAAAGAUCAAUGAAAUGCUCAGUGAGAGAGAAAUUCGCCGUGAUUCCAAGUUUUGCCCAUCUUGUGACAUGGCGAUUUCUCGAACUGAAGGUUGUAAUAAAAUGAAGUGUGGUAAUUGUGAACAAUACUUCUGCUACCGCUGCAACCAAGCACUUGAUGCAUCAGAUCCAUAUGGACAUUUCAGGGAUGGGUCGUGUGAACUUUUCCCACGAGAAAUGAUUGAUAACUGGCAAGCACAAGCACGCAUAAAUCCUCUCCAGGAAAUACAACAAGUACAUGCUGAACUCUUUCACCUCGGUGGCUCAGCAUGUCCUAGUUGUCGUCAAUUUAAUGUAAAGAUUGGAAACAAUAAUCACAUGUUAUGUUGGGCAUGCCAAAGCCAUUACUGCUACUUAUGCAACGGAAUUGUCCGGCGCGGCACUAAGCAUUAUGGACCGAAAGGUUGCAAACAGCACAGUGAGGGAUAGCAUAAGCACAAUGCCAUGGAUGGUUUUUUCCAUGACUUUGUGAAAUGUAAUAGGUUCAUUAAAUCAUUUAAUGUCCAGUGAGUUUUGCGAUAAAAUGAAUAAUGAAUACGAAUAAGGUGUAUUGCAAUUAUGUUAAAAUUUCUUGAAGAGGGAGAGAGUCAGCUAGGUUCUAAUUUUAGAACGCAGAUCGAAUUAAUAUUUUCAUGUAUGUGUUGAGAUCAUUUUUGACCAAAAGUAUCAUAGUGUUAUUUUGUUGCAGUGAGAAA